Molecule: messenger RNA, 1569 nt
Organism: Porites evermanni
Lineage: Eukaryota; Metazoa; Cnidaria; Anthozoa; Scleractinia; Poritidae
Source: the annotation of a GenBank genome assembly
UCAAUUUUGACAUCGUAGCGUCAACAUGUUCCUGCAAUUACUUCAGGUUUUCCAAACCUUCGCAGCUUACAGCUUGCUGUUUUUCGUAUUUUCAAUUGGAGCGUUACUCAAACCAAGGCCACUUUUUCGAGAUGUCAUUGUCCGAGCUUUCGAUGCCGUCACCAGGACAAAGUUGCCUGUGGCCUCUUACUGGGAAUCCCUCUUCAGCGAUCAGAUGUUCCAAAACGUAUGGCACAGCGUGGAGUUGGACCUGUACAAGAAGAUCAAGGAAGGCUGUAAAGCACCUGACACACCUGUCGUUUCCUUGUCUGCAAAACACUGUUUUUCCCUGUUGAAGAUGGCAAAAUCUGGACGUCCUCUCGUUCUGAACUUUGGAAGCUGCACCUGCCCAAUAUUCAUGAGCCAGUUAGAUGCAUUUCAGAAGAUGGUCAACGACUUCAGCCAAGUUGCUGACUUUUGUGUUGUUUAUAUUGAGGAGGCGCAUCCCUCUGACGGAUGGGCACUAGAGGUAACUUUAAUUAGUUCUUCCAGAAAACGCGAAAACUUUAAAAACUAUAGAAAAAAAAAGAGAGACAGAAAAAAAAACAACGUUGCCACAAACACAUUCUCAACAUUCUAGCACUUGGGGGAGUCUCAAACGCAUUUUGUCCUGCGGCAAGCGAAACACUUUUGCGCAUGUAAAUUUUAUCUUUAAGUCAAACUUAUAAUUUCAAUGUUACUGAGAUACGAGGUAAUACUGACUAGCACAUAAGAGUGGUAUAUAUUUUCUUAUACGCUAAUAUUGAUUGGGUAGCAAGUGCUAACAAAUUUAUUUUGUUCCAGGACAAUUGCGAAAUCCGAACACACAGAACACAGAACGAAAGAUGCCUCGCCGCCCGAGUAUUGGCGCGAAAACUUCCCGGAUGUCCAGUAGUGGUGGACACAAUGCUUGACGCAGCCAACAUUGCCUACGGUGCCCUUCCCAUCCGCUUCCAUGUAAUUGAGGACGGAAGAGUUGCUUAUGAAGGUGGGCCUGGUCCUAUGGGCUAUGACAUGAUGGGCGUGAGGCAGUGGCUUGAAAAGAACUAUGUUACCGUGUCACCGUAGGACAAAUAUAAAACGUUUCAGUGGAACUACCGAAACAUCAAAGCAGAGACAUGCGCACAGAAACAUGUCUACAGGAGUCAGCACGUAACCUUCUUCAUCUCGUCUUCGAGAUUUGCCGGAUGAUAAUUUUGCGUCUUGUCGGCUUGAAUGAGCAAAGGUAUACCGUGAACUUUGUUUGAUUAAAAGAGAUGAGUAACAGGAGGCAGGUCACUGACAUGUUGACAAAACUACCUUAACAAACAAAACUCAGUGCAUUAAAAGAGAACAAUAGCCAAACUGUCUUGGGUUUCAAUUUCAAGCGAACUGGCACGGAUUAAUUCAGUGGCUAUAGCCCAUCGCCUUGCUGGCAAAAAGACAAUAAAGUGAAUAGAGACAUAUUUAUAAUGAUGUUAUUUAAAGAACCUAAAGCCGGGCCGAGCCGAGCCUUACACAACGAAAUAUCGCCAAGAGAAAAUUGAAUCAAUUAGAAAAUAUUUAACAGCA